Babesia bigemina is the source of this 3148-nucleotide messenger RNA. RefSeq lists its product as hypothetical. The transcript has a single exon. The record is from RefSeq and is a predicted model, not a curated record. The annotation marks the transcript as partial. NCBI's taxonomy places the organism in Eukaryota, Apicomplexa, Aconoidasida, Piroplasmida, Babesiidae.
AUGGGAUUUUUGAGUGGUGUGCUUGAGGAUGUCAGCGAGAAACAGCCUUACAGUGUGGGUAAAACAAUGCUAAAAGAGUUUGUUGAGAGUGAAUUAAAGCCUAAAUUAUCCACCGGGCGUGAGGGUUUUGAGUUCAUUGCGCAGGUGGCGGGGACGGUGAGGGAGUAUAAUGAGAGAGUGAAAGAGUCUAACAACCAUGUGAAAACCAUAAUAAACAAUAUGGACAGAGACAUGAAAACGCUCCAAAAUGAGGUAGGUAAAAUUUUACAACAUAAUCCUGAUUCAGAAAAUUUUGAUGAAGUCAAGCAGGGUGAGACCUUGGUCACUAAGCUGGCCGACGAGUAUGCAAAAAAAGGUAUGAAUUUCGAUAGUAAUUUUGUCAUAAGAGAAAUGAAUGCAUGGAUGACAGGUGCUAAAGUUGAGCCAAAGCAGCAAUUUAAAGACUUGAAUGCUGACCUGAGAUUAAAAAUCACCCAUGCGAGAAACAAUAUCACGCAUGAGGCUGAGAGGCUUACGACACUGUCGAAGAAGCAGAAAGAGAAUUUGGCUGCGAUGACUAGUAUGAUCAGUAAUAAGCUCAAAACGCUUAAAAGCUGUGUGAAUGAUAGAAUUAUGAAAGAUGUUAAUGAGCUUGUUAGCAAGGUGAAUGAGAAAGUUGCGGCAAUUUUGAAAUUGCUAAAGAGCAUCAGUGAAACGCUUUGGGAUCAUGUUAAUGAAUUAGGGAGGUGGAUUAAAGAAGCAGACGAAAUUUCCGUUGACGCGGUUAAGGAUGUGAAAGGUAUUAUUGACAAUGGUGUUGGUUGGCAUAAGUCCGAUCCAAUCAAAGAGCAAGCAAAGCAGUUGAAAGACAAGGCUACGGAACUUUACUGGAAAUUUGAGGGUGCGACGCGGUCUGUUGAGGAUGGCGUAAAAAACGCGAAAACGGAGAAAGUUAGCGAGUUGGAUAAGUGGAAAGCAGCGGGCGACGCGGCCGUUAAUAAGGCGAAGGAGAAGUGUGAUCAGAUAGUUGGGAAGUUGAAGGGGCAGGGAAGUGAGACAGGUAUAGUAGGCGAACGGAAGGCAGUAACAAAUGCAGCGGAGCAAUUGAAGAUAAAGGCCGAUGAGCUUAGGGGGAAGGCGUACGCUGCUAAGACGCAGAUUGAGACGUUGGUGAGUCAGGCUUUGGGGGAAGUUAAAACGAUGGACGAUGCGCUGAGGACGAAUUUGAGAACAGUGAGGGAUGGAAUUAAAAGUGGGAUAAUGGACUAUAUUAAAAAUGGAUUGAAUGGGAAGAUUAAAGUGGCGCUGACGGAGAUGACCGAUAAGAUUGCGCAUCGUGAUGAAGAAAAGCCUGCAAAGCCUGGACAUUUGGAUAAGAUUGUUAAAGGUAUUAAAACGUAUGCGGAGAGGUUUAGUAAGGAGGACGAGAAAACUGGUUUCAAAGGUGUAGUGAAAGGAUGGUUGGCUGACAUCUUGCAGAGUACGCCGGUCACGACUACGUUGGCGACCUAUAUUGGCGGGAGUAAGGUCGGAACUUUGGACAAUGCCGAAGGUAUUGCGCAAGCAAUUGUCGCUGAGCUAAAGGUGGAAGUUACGACAGCUGUUGAUACGUUCAAAAAUCAUGUGCAGGAUGCCGGCGACUCCAGCACAAAGAUUGAAGAUUAUAUACUUGCUGUCAACAAUGUCUGCGAAAAAUUCGCCAAAGCAGUUGGAUUGAAAAUAAAAGGUCAGGUAGAAAUUGGCGGGGUUUCCCGGCAAAUGGCCGAAAACAUUAAGCACGUUUUCACGAAAGUUCAGUCUCCGGUGGGACGUGAAAGUGACCUCGCACAAGCAAUACGUUUAAUUCUUCUCCAGCUCAUUGGUGCCGCGAGCCAGGCUGGGAAUGCAGUCCACUCUUUUGCUAGUAUCGCUGAUGAUGGUUUGGACGACGACGAUUAUGACCUGGGGAAAAACUUGACAGACGGCGUUGGUGGCGUCAAGAAGCUUGGCACUCAACUCUAUCAACAGCUUCAACAAGCCGGUGGCGAUAGGUCAUCUCACUUUGCUGACUUUAACGGGCAGAUUGCGAGCACAGUUAAUCCUAUUAUUGGGACGGAAGAUGUCACAGAUAGAUCACAUAAAGUCACUCUUGAUGAAACCAAAUUCAGUGGUUACCUCCAUAGCGUAUCGAAAACAGUCGCUGGCAAAAAAGAGCUUAUCGGCGAUACAGGCGAAGGCUCUCUCCCGCAAUCCAUCAAGAAGAUUCAAAAUGAGAUCAACGAAAAGCAAGAGUAUUUGAAAAACGUUAGUAACGGUGAAAGUGGCGGCAAUGGAACGUUCGAUGCGAAAACUUUCGAAACCUUGAAUGGACAAAUCACCUCCAACCUCACCGCCUUCACCGGCGCCGUCGAGCAGCUUGUUAAAAAGGACAGAGUCAAUACAACCGUAAAUGCCUACCUAGAAGAUGUGUCUCUUCUGCUCAAUAGUGGAGAUCCCGUUGACCUCAAGUCCGAUAUAAAAGAUACCCACCCCUCCGUCAAAGGCCUCGUGACGAUCAAAGAAGAAAUCGACUCCGCGCUCGACGGGAUUAAAAAUAAAGCUGACGCAGAAUUUGAUGCCGCAAAAGCAACUACAGACAGCGGAAACAUAUUCACAACUUUGUCCACCGCGAUCACUACGAAUCUCAAAGACCUUUUGGCAGCUUUCGAGGAGGCAGGCAAACAAGUGAACAAACAUUUGCAAAAAUUAAAAACCAACAUCGGCAAGAAGGAACAUGGCGCUGAUGCUGCAGUUGGUACGCUGCAGAAAAUCCACGACAAUCUUGUUACCUUGUUGAACGGUGACAUUAGCCAAGUCAUCAAUGACGCCACUGCCUUCAAAAAACAAGCCAAUCAAUUGCGUGAUAAAACAAUCGGAGCACUCAACGGACACGUCGAAGAUGAAGUUAAAAAAGCCGAAACCGCCCUCAUCACCCAGGCCAACAAAAACUACGUCACGUCCGUCAAAGAGAUGCUGACUGCCUUCGCCGACAAGGUGCAGAAGGAACUGAAGCCCCUCCCCGGCGAGAUCGACACCGACAGGCAGCACGGCUUUAAGGGUUUCAUGCGGACGUUGCAGGGGACGUUCAACGGUGAUGAGACUUUGACUGACAAUAUUGACAAACUCAAGGGUCUCGUAAGUGAACUGUCAG